AUUUGGCGGUGGGCGUGCUGCUAGUUAGCUUAACGUUGCGCAAGACAUAAUCAACUUCUCAUCUCCAAAUCAUUGAGUUCCAUAUAAGCAUCAGCAUCAGUAUCAGCAUCAGCAUCAGUAUCAGUAAAAAUAUCAACCAAUAUCAUUAUAGCAUCAGUAUCAUUAAUAUCGAAACGCAACUAAUCAAUAUUUAACUAAUCCCGUAUAAUGUCAUAGUAUAAUCGACGCGCUUAUAUUUAUUCAAAUAAUCCUACAAUAUUGACGUGUAGAUCGUAUUAACUAAAGAAGUUUAGCAACGACCAAGUAAGAAAAGUACUUCAUAUGCAUAGAAGAAGCGAAUUCGAAAAUCGAUAAGAAGCUAACAAACUUAAACUUAGCCAAGUAGGCAGCAGCGUGUCAAAGCAUAGCCAAAGUAAAUUAGGUGCCAUCUAUUGUUUUGUUCAAUUGAUUCUCUUCUUUGAUAGCCAACUCUCAAAGUGUAAGCCAAAUAAUACGUAUACAACGUGUGCGCCGCAAAACAAUUUCUUCCAAGCAGUCCGACUUGGACAUCAUAUUCGGUGAAAAUAAGUCAUCGUCUUCGAUAACGGCCUCGUCCUCAGGCAACGGAAAAUAUACCCGAGCCGGUGGCUCAAUCUCCGAUGCGGACAUGAUCUUUGGGGGUCCACCCUCGAAUUACAAGAGCGAUCGCUUUGGGGCUGCCAAGAGCAUGAGCAUGAGCUCAAGCGGCGUUGGUGCCUCAUCCAACUCCUAUAAGAUAUACGAGGGCAUACAGAAUGCAGCAUUUAGCGACUACAGCGACUCAGGUAGCAUUGCGAGCACCAACUCCGGCAGCAAACGAUGGAACAGCAAGCCCGACGAUGAUGAUGAAUUGAUUUGAAAUAAGUUCAAUUUGACACCCACACACACACACACACACACUCAUAGAAAUAAUCAUUCUACACUCGAACUAUGGAAAAUCUGUCUUGUUUCUGCCUCCGAAGUUUCCUGGUUUCAUAAGAAUCCAAAUCAUACCAUACACUCACAUGCACCAAAACGCAUACACAGGAAAGUAUGCACACAUACAUACACAUGCAUUCGAACUUCACCGCAUCUGUAUCAAGUUCUUCAUUGAGUUACUAUUAUUUUCACUUUCAAUGCUGAUAUACAAUAUUUCUUGUUAUUAAUCAAUAUUACAUAUAAGUAUGAAUAUGCAGUUACUUAUCAUUUGCUAUACAAUGAAUACAAGAAAAACUUACAACAUACUAAAAAUAUAUUGAAAUGAAAACUCUACACUACAUAAAUGAUGUAUAAGUAUAACCACCAAAGCAAAAACAAUAACAAUGAUAAUAAUGACGAAAACAUAUAUGAAUCCCUCAAGAAUGCGGGACUUCGAUGAUGAUUUGACUGGUUUUGCAGCACGAUAAUGAGAGGAUAUUAGAGAUACUUGAAAAACGUUUUCAAACCUUUUCUAUUUGAAGCGAACAAUAC
This is a messenger RNA of Drosophila sulfurigaster albostrigata, 1467 nucleotides long. RefSeq names its product synapsin-like. NCBI's taxonomy places the organism in Eukaryota, Metazoa, Arthropoda, Insecta, Diptera, Drosophilidae. The coding region runs from base 647 to 877 and encodes 76 amino acids. The transcript is spliced from 2 exons. The record is from RefSeq and is a predicted model, not a curated record.